Molecule: messenger RNA, 1581 nt
Organism: Ipomoea nil (Japanese morning glory)
Lineage: Eukaryota; Viridiplantae; Streptophyta; Magnoliopsida; Solanales; Convolvulaceae
Product: histone acetyltransferase type B catalytic subunit
Exons: 10
Coding region: 57-1418 (453 amino acids)
Biological process (GO): subtelomeric heterochromatin formation
Cellular component (GO): nucleus
Molecular function (GO): histone H4 acetyltransferase activity
Source: RefSeq, a predicted model, not a curated record
UUCCCGCGCCUCUGAACAUUUUUUUCCCGCUCCGACAAAAACCCUAACCGAGAGAGAUGGGGACGAAGAACCAGUCAUCUUCCUCAUCCAAAUCAACCUCCGAACCUAAGAAACGACGUCGAAUUGGAUUCAUAACCGAUGAUGGAAUUGAAGCUGUGGACUGCAUCGAUAUAUAUUUGGUUUCUAAACGAGAGGAAGUGGGAUCUCCAGAUAGUUUCCUUCUUGAACCGAUUGACUUGGACCAUUUUUUUGAUGAAGAUCGUCGAAGGUUUUAUGGUUAUAAGGGCUUGAAGAUUAAAGUCUGGAUUAAUGUGAUAUCUUUUCAUGCAUAUGCUGAUAUUUCUUUUGAGAGUUCUUCAGAUGGAGGCAGAGGGAUAACAGAUCUGAAGUCUGCUCUUCAGUGUAUUUUUGCAGAGAACCUUGUUGAAGAAAAAGACGUGUUCCUUCAGACCUUCUCAACUGAAAGGCAUUACAUUAAAUCUGUUGUCUCAAAUGCAGAAUUGUUACAACACGAAACUUCAACUGAACAUAAGGUUGAGGUAUUUCGCAUUGUUGGAGAACCUUUGGGGCUCCUUUACUGUCGGUUGGUGCCACUUGUACUUCUCUUAGUUGAUGGUAGCAACCCUAUUGAUGUUACUGAUCCAAGCUGGGAAAUAUAUCUUUUGGUCAAGAAGUGUUCCGAUUCCCAAGAGGAUGAACAUCUUCAGAUGCUUGGUUUUGCAGCUGUUUAUAGGUUUCAUCGUUAUCCUGACAGUGCACGCAUGCGACUUGGGCAGAUACUGGUGUUACCCCAAUACCAACGCAAGGGCUAUGGCAACUGCCUUGUCAAGGUGCUAAACAAUGUUGCUAUACGUGAAAAUGUUUAUGACCUGACUGUUGAAGAGCCAGAGGACUCCCUUCAACAUGUUAGAACUUGCAUUGAUGUUGAGCGCUUGCUGGCGUUUGAUCCAAUUAAGAGUGCGCUAGAGUCAGAUGUCUUGCGUUUGAAGCAAGAAAAUCCUGCAAAAAGGAGUGUUGGUGAUGUACGUAGGUUUCGUCCACCAGCAAGUGUUGUUGAGGAUGUUAGGAAAACUUUGAAAAUCAACAAGAAACAAUUGCUGCAGUGCUGGGAGGUUCUGGUCUAUCUCGGCUUGGAUCCAAUUGAAAAAUAUAUGGAGGGGUAUAGAGCCAUCAUUGCAGAUAAAGUAAAGGCCGAUGUUAUAGGAAAAGAUUCUGAAGUUGGUGGAAAGCGCGUGGUUGAAGUUCCAACGGAGCACGACCAGGAGAUGUCAUUUGUGAUGUUCAAAUAUGAUGACGGUUUAAGUUGUAAGAAGGAUGAUGAAAAUCAAGCUAAUGUGGAAGAGCAACUACAGAAACUAGUGGAUGAAAGGAUGAAACAGAUCAAGUUAAGUGCAGACAAGGUUUCUGUUCAACCUUGAGUAUAAGUUAUGUGAAGAGGAAGGGUUCUUAGCUGUUGGAAACUGUGCCGUGCCUGUUGUAGUUUUAGUGAAACUAACAUACCUUAGCAUUUGGUUGUAAGAGAUUAAACUGGGUUGGUUGGGUUUCUUGUCCUUUCAGUGAACCUAUGAAUUGUUAUGCAAA